GCGCAGAGGCAGCGGGAGCUUUUAUCAUUUUAUUAUAUUGUCCCCUAGGUCUCUGUAUGUGACGACGAUGGUCACAUUUUACAGAAGAAUAAUAUUGUUAUCCUAAGUACGUUACGGCGUUUGCGAUGCUUACCACGGAAGUUGGCGUUAGUAACGUCCCUGCAUUUUUAGUUAAACUAUGGAAGCUUGUCGAAGACGAGAAAUGCAACGACCUGAUCAGCUGGAGCUCGACUGGACGGAGCUUCAUCAUACACAACCAGACGCAGUUUGCCAAGGAACUUCUGCCCUUGUACUUCAAGCACAACAACAUGGCAAGCUUGAUCAGGCAGCUAAACAUGUAUGGCUUUCGCAAAGUGGCCAACAUAGACCAGGGUCUGAGGUCAGACCGAGAGGGAAUAGAGUUUUUCCAUAACUUCUUCAUUCGGGGUCAAGAAUGUCUGCUAGAAUUCAUCAAGCGAAAGGUUCCAUCUAGCCGGGCAGGAGCAGUUGUUCCUGAUGAUGGGCGAGCACGCAACGAGGUUUUCAAGGAGCUGCUUUCAGAUGUGGGCAGCAUCCAGGGUCGCCAAGAGCACAUGGACCAACUGCUUUCGGACAUGAAAAAAGAAAAUGAGGCAUUAUGGCGGGAGGUGGCUCGUCUACGCCAGAACCACAUGAAGCAACAGCAAAUAGUUGAAAAGCUCAUCCAGUUCUUGGUCACCAUGGUACAGGCCAACCGUAAUAUUACUGUAAAGCGCAAGAUCCCACUCAUGCUCCACGACAGUCCCAGCACAGGUGCAAAGGUGCCCCGACUGGCCAAGAAUGCCUUUAUUGCCGACUACCAAGUCAGUUCACCUGCCGGUUCACAGGUGUCUGAAGGUCCUGUAAUUCGUGAUGUAACUGAUGUAAUGGAAGACCUUGGUGAAACAAGUGGCCCCAUUGUUGGUGAUCUGGUGACUACUGGCCAGUCCCCCAGGGCAGUCGACGUGUCAGCGCCUGUGAUGCCAUUACGUCUGAUUUCACCAGCAGCUUCCAAUGACUUGGAUGUUAGUCCUGUAGUGGCUAGUCCUUUGAAUGCAACAGAAGCAAUAGAGCCUCUGUGCCUACUUGAUCCUCUUCAGGAUGAGGAGGGCUCAUAUGUACUCCCAUGUGACAUUGAAGAAGUGAUUGUGGAUUCAUCUGAUGACAGUCCAAAGGAACCAGCUGCACCCUCUUCCAAGAGCCUAGCAGUGCCCUGUCUGAAGGCUGUCGAAGUUGUGACAUCUUCUUCUACCACUGACAAGGACAGAUCUGCAAAUUCAGCCUUUUCUUCAUCUGACUUGAUGGGUGAGGAAGACCCAACAAUGCUGGGUCAUAAGCAGGCAUCCAGUGGCACCUCAGACCUGCUGAGCAGUUGUGUCAUGCUGGAGGACAUUCCCAUGUUUGUGGGUGAUGUGGAGCCUCCUGUAGCAGCCUCUCCGUCUGGCCUGGCUGACCUAGCAAUGGAGGAGAGCUCCAAGCACAAGGAGAAAGCAAUUGCACCACGCAGUCCAGGAAUGCAGGUGGCAUUGCAGGACAAGGCUGCUGGAUCUGCUAAGGUUCUUGCAGAGCAUGUGGAAUCCAUAGAUACUGACUUGGAUUGGCUGCAAGACCAGCUGAUGAGUGGAGGGCUCAACUUGGACACUUCCACAUUGAUGGGGGUAUGUCCUGACUGGACAGGGCUUCUGUCAAAAGCCUCAAAGUUGUUUUCUCCUGAAGAUCCAUUGACGUCUUGUUUGGGGGAAUUGGCUACUGAAAACAGGUCUAUUUCAGACACUAUAGGCAAUCGAAGUGGCUCAAAGUUCGCCACCCCCGCUGGCCAAUCGUACCAACGCAGACAAAUGAAGGAGAACCUGAUGGAAUGUAGUGGACACCCUGUAGGCAACGAGGUGGUACAGUACACACCAAGCCUCCUUGACCUGGGCAUUGAAGACGACUCCUCAUUUCAGCCUGUUAAUGAGCUUCUUUUGUCUGACGAUGAACUCCCAAGCAGCUCAUCUAUGCCAGCUAAUGGUGAAUCAAUCGGCAGGCCUGCCACCUUGGUUGCUUCUGAGAAGAGUCCAAGCUUGCGUUCUGCAUCGCCAUCGCAACCAGACAGCACUAAAGUGGUGCAGACUAUGCCCCGGUUAGUUGGAAAGAAAGGAAGUACAUCAAGCAAGAAGCGCCGUGGAAAUAGCAAAAAAUGAAAUAGGCUAAUAUUGAAAGGGAAAGUAACUAGUGAAGUAAAUUUGUGUUGAACCCGGUCUCGUUAACACCCUUACCCAGUUUUUCACAUUACAUUGGUCUUUGUGAGCAUAGGAUACCAACUGCCUCAAGUAUUCGGUAUCAUUGCCUCCUGUUAUUACCAGCUCCUGUUAGUAGUACCUUUACGUGUAAUACCUGCACACAUUUUACAGGUAUUGAGUAACAUGUUUUUAUGCACAAUGUGUUCCCCAUGUUGAAAAUUGUGUAUUUAUUAACUAUACACCUAUAACUAUCAACAAGUGAGAUUUCUCAGCACCUUCUUGUUUUAACCUUUUGUGAUGGCUUGCCUUUUCAGCCCCCCCCCCCCCCCCAUUCCCCUCUAUUUGUUUAAACUGUACUGUUCAUUAUUAUUAUUUUAUUUUAUUUUUUUUGCGUGUGACAUCUUGGCUAAUCAAGAUUCGCACGUGUCAAAUAUAUUGCAAAAUCGACACUGAGUGGCAGUGUUGGCCAAAAGAAGAAUUGAAAAGCAUUUCAAUUGCUUCUAUAUUAUUCUGUAAUAUUUUCAGCUGCUUGUGCACAUUGUACACCAUUGUAGUGGAAAACCACACGUUUAGAAUAAAGUUUUUCUGUUGACCAUGUU
Messenger RNA from Dermacentor silvarum, 2818 nucleotides. Its product is annotated as heat shock factor protein-like. The transcript is spliced from 12 exons. Gene Ontology annotation, molecular function: sequence-specific DNA binding; DNA-binding transcription factor activity. Bases 126 to 2180 code for a protein of 684 amino acids. Lineage: Eukaryota; Metazoa; Arthropoda; Arachnida; Ixodida; Ixodidae. The record is from RefSeq and is a predicted model, not a curated record. Gene Ontology annotation, biological process: regulation of DNA-templated transcription.